Messenger RNA from Penicillium alfredii, 2604 nucleotides. RefSeq lists its product as uncharacterized. Lineage: Eukaryota; Fungi; Ascomycota; Eurotiomycetes; Eurotiales; Aspergillaceae. Gene Ontology annotation, molecular function: telomeric repeat DNA binding; telomerase RNA binding; protein binding. The record is from RefSeq and is a predicted model, not a curated record. The transcript has 6 exons. The coding region runs from base 1 to 2604 and encodes 867 amino acids. Gene Ontology annotation, cellular component: telomerase holoenzyme complex. Gene Ontology annotation, biological process: nuclear-transcribed mRNA catabolic process, nonsense-mediated decay.
AUGGCGCCCUCGUUCCACGAUUCGUGGCAAAUUGCGCUUGAAGCCGAAAGCGAGCUGUUCAAAUGCCUCGCCGAGAAAGAGCCCACCUUCGCGGAGAUCUCGCACUUUCUGUCUGAGUUUCGCACCGCUUGCCAAAAUGCCAUUCUUCUGGACUUUGACACCGCCCGCGACACCGAUGUGGAGGGUCGUCUGUGGGAUGCGCAUCUGAAACUUAACAACCGGUUUCGCAAGCUGCUGUCUCGCUAUCGCGACGAGAAUACCAAGAAAAGGCCGGUUGAAAAACGCAAACUUGAGAAACACUAUCUGGAUUUCAUCAAGUCGAGCCAGCGAUUCUACCGCGGUUACAUCCAGCAUCUGUCGUCGCACUUCGGGGGAAUAGUGGAGUUGGAGAAAGUGGCGCAAAAGUUCAACUUUGAGAAUUUGUCGACGCAGUCAACUCCCAGUGUCCCCCAUGACCUGCGCAAGCGUAUCCUCCAAUCCUGUCACGCGACGCUCAUUCGACUCGGAGACCUCUCCCGCUAUCGGGAAACCGAGCUUGUGAUCAAUGAGCGUAACUGGGGACCCGCGAUUGGAUACUAUGAUUUGGCGUCGGUGAUAUACCCCGCGUCGGGUGUAUCACACAACCAGUUGGCGGUGAUUGCGCUUGCUGAUAGCAACCAUCUGCGCGCCACCUACCAUCUCUAUCGCGCCUUGUCCGCUCAAGAGCCUCAUCCAUCUGCCAAGGGCAAUUUGGAAAUCGAGUUCAGAAAAAUUAUGAAUGCAUGGGCAAAACGGGAACUGAUCCGUCCUGAAGAUUCUGGUAUUCCAGGCAGAGCCCUGGCUCCCUGGUUCGUUUAUCUGCAUGCCAAGUGCUACAAAGGCACCGAUUUCCCGGAGCAUGACGAGUUGGAGAGUGAAGUUUUAAGCCAACUCGCAGUUGACAUCCGAGAGCGCUCGCUUGAAGGAACGCUUCAGAAAUUCUGCUUGGUCAAUGUUGCUGCGGAGGAUUUUGCUCGUACUCGGUCUAUCGAGGAAUCGGUCUCCAAUGCGCGCGUCUUCUUCCAGCGGAUCAAUGUGAAAACCUUCUUCACCCUUCUGCAGAUCUUGUUGGUAGAAUUGGAACGCUUUGCCGGUGAGGACUCAGACAUCAAAGAUGCCAUCAAUGGUCCGGAUAAAGUCACUGUCGUGGCACGCCGAAUUCUGCCGGCACUGCGGAAUUACAGCUCCUGGCUUCUCACGAUUAGUGACUUCCUAGUUGCUCAGCGCGAGGAAAGGGACUCGUCUCUCUCGAUCCAAAUCAAGGAGUUCUGGAAGAUUUACGCGGGCACUUUGACCCUCCUGGCAUCUACAUUUGAUGUCGUGCAUCUUCCUGAAAUCGACUACCUUUUGGAAGAAGAUGAAGAGAGCCUGGGUUUUGCGCCUCUGGACCAAGAAGCCACUUCUCGCCGAUAUGCCGGUGCGGGCAACCAGCCAAAACCUCGAAUGAACGACCCUGGAGUGGAAAGACACCACCCAAACAUCGAAAUGCUUUAUCGAGUUCGUGAAUUCGUGAUCGAUGGUCUCGACCUGGUCGUGAGAAAUAAAAUCCCCGUGGUUCUCGUAGAUGACCAAGACAAAAAGACAUUUAUCUAUCAGGAAGAAGGAUUGCCAUCCCAAUUCUUUUCCAGCCCCCAUGGUCACCAGCACGCACUCUCGACUGCUAGCGUCGAACGCGAGGAUAUCCCACAAGCAACUCAGGAUUCGAACUCUGCUGCAGAGGCUCGCAGCGUGUUUGAUGGCUCUCAGUCCGCGUCUGCUUCCAUGUCCGCCAAUAUGCACCGUAUUGUUGAAGGUGUCGAACGCCUGGUCGAGUCCGAUACAUAUGAGAAUGCCCCCACCGUCCCAGACCAACUUGCUUUCCUGAACGGAGCUGGGGACCUCCCGACGCCGACACCUCCCACGAAUAUCCCCUCGAAUGCUAGUUCAUUCCCAUUCGGCGAAGAAGCCUUGCAAUCGCUGGGCACGCCUAUUGCUCCACCACCUGGGCUCGGUCCACCUGGCGCCAGCGCGGCAGACCCUCUUCGAGUACCAUCAGCCCAGUCCUAUGCACCGCUGCCCACUCUGCCUAGUUUCCCCAGUAUCUGGAACAACACGUCCUCUACUCCUCUCCGAGAAACAGCCUCUCCGCGAACCCCACCAGGUCUAGGCCCGCAACCCUCAAUGCAUCCCAUGGUGGCCGGAAAUGUCAACUCUGCGGAACGUCCCUCAUCCCAGGACCAACUUGCGAAUGAGCUCAUGCUCCGGCACAGUUUGAUGGGCCAGUCCCAAUUUCCAAGCUCGCUGGGUGCAAGUGGCUCGGUCCCCUCGACAUUUAUGCCAUCGUCCAAUAUGUCGGCCACGCCAUCCUAUCCUGCUGGCAGCGGCUGGGACCGGGAUCCUGGUCGAAUGAUGUUCGGGGCUUUUGAUAUUUCCAGCCAGCAGCCUCCCAGCAGUUUUGUGAAUCCAUCAUGGGCCAACGAUGCGUUUCUCGCCAACACCCUUUCGUCUGGAGCGGGCCACUACGGCUCAGGCAUCGUCGGACAUCGCAAGUCAACGGCCCAGCUUGGGGCCGUCGGACAGACCCCUCCUUGUGGCCAGGGAGGUUGA